This is a messenger RNA of Dothidotthia symphoricarpi CBS 119687, 833 nucleotides long. RefSeq lists its product as uncharacterized. NCBI's taxonomy places the organism in Eukaryota, Fungi, Ascomycota, Dothideomycetes, Pleosporales, Dothidotthiaceae. The record is from RefSeq and is a predicted model, not a curated record. Bases 1 to 423 code for a protein of 140 amino acids. The transcript is spliced from 2 exons.
AUGAGUUCCACUCGACAACGCCUAACCACGCCCUACGUCUAUCCAAGCAAACGAUACGGCACGGAAUACACAAGCGACCACCAGUCAUCCCGAUCUAAUCCAAGUCAAGCAGUCCUACUCGCCAUAUCCGUUCCCCCUUUCCAAGCCACCGCUGGCCCUACUUCUCCUGUCAUGCCACAACGAACCACACCCUCUUCCACCAACCCGUGGAGUUCAAUACCUACCCCGAAUCGACCGGCCGUUGAAAAUGGCGCCCAGACCCACGCCAACAUUCCCCGAUAUAAGCACCCAUACGUCCUCCUAGAGGGAAACGACCCUCUCUCUUCUGCGCAGGGAUAUGAGGUCAAAGUGCUGCAUGCGCAGGAUAGCCAGGCAAUCGUAGUCCGCGCUCGUGAGAAGAGAUUGGGUCGUGCAAGGCGCUGAGUUGCGUUGAUAUGGGAGUGUGGGUUUGAGGAGGACGGCGAAAUGUGCAGGGGAGUGUACUGUUGGAUAAGAGUUGACGACGAGGGUGUUUGCCGGAGGAGGAGAUGUGAUGAGGAUAUUUAUGCCGUUUUUGAGGUCAUGUAGCCGAAGUGGGGAGCAAGUCACAAGGACUCCUCAGUUUGACUUGUCAAGAAGACAUUAUGAUUGUCGUACCCGUUGCGUCGUGUAUCUGAAGCCUGGGCUGACAUUGUGUAUACAGAGUCAAUCCUGAUGCUACUCAUUUCCAAGCAAUCACAACUGCGCCUUCAUCAUUCCAUCCAUCUUCCCAACCCCGCGAGAUCUCACAACCGACCCCCCCUCCCACAAUCCACCUAAGCAUCCCUAACCUCAUAAGAAACCUUACUAACGCC